UUACAAUGAAAGGUAGUUAUCAAUUUAAGCCAUUUCGAUUACUUGUCUUACAUUUUUGUUUGAGUUUACUGUUCUUUUUUUGUCUUUGAAUAUAGAGAUAAACUUAAUGGAACAUCGGCCUUCUGUUGUUGCUAUUGCUGCAAUAUUGAGGACAUUGAAUAAGAAACUAACAAGAAAAGCAUUGGAGUGUACGAUGAAUUCCCUUUCUUGUGAAUUUCUUGAAAUUGAAGAUGUGUUUAGGUGCUACAAUUUGAUGCAGAAACUAGACACGUCGGACGAACUUAAUAUACCAAAAUCUGAAAAUGCAACCCAUUCGAGUGCAAUCGAUGCCGUGGACGAUUGUUCAAGUUCCGGUACAGUUUGCGCCAAAAGAAAAAGGCCCGCAUUCAAUAAAAAUGUGAGCAAUAGUGACCAAGUAACCAAUGAGAAGCGGCUCUCUGCUGGAAAAAUGCCUUAAAGAUUUUAGCAGUGGACUGUUACUGAUAAUUACUGAUCUCUACUCUUGGAGGAGUGUGUGUUGUUUUUAUUGAUUGCUUCAUUGACAUGAUUUCAAGUUGAUUGAAUGCCUAGAGACAGGGGAAACAGAGAUGAAAAAGGAAAAUUAAAGAUUUGGACAACAUAUAAAAAGAAGAUCCUUCUCUUUUUUCAUACACCGAUGCCACCCAAGUACAAAGAAAAAAGGUCAGAAAUGUGGUUUUGAAGGCUGCUGGGAAGAACAGUCAUUUGAAGCUUACUGACCUUUUUCCUUUUUCCUAAUAAUUCUUUUAUUUUUUAUUUCCAUCUUUUUUGGCUUUCUUUUCAGUAUGGGGUUUUUAUAUAAUAAUGUGUCUGGCAACCCUACCUUUUGAUGGGAUGCUUUUGUUUGAAAGGGUGAUAAGAAUGUGGGGGUGGUGAGAGGGGAAAGAGGAGAAGAGACCUGUUUAUUUGAUUUGAUGCAUCUAUGUUGCAUGUUGGCCUAUCAGGAAAAAAACUACUACUUACAUAUUUAUAUUUUUAUACUGUAAAGUUAUGUGAUUGAAUUAAUGGUUGGUCUUUUUUUAUUA
Molecule: messenger RNA, 1043 nt
Organism: Gossypium arboreum
Lineage: Eukaryota; Viridiplantae; Streptophyta; Magnoliopsida; Malvales; Malvaceae
Product: cyclin-D5-1-like
Exons: 2
Coding region: 107-457 (116 amino acids)
Source: RefSeq, a predicted model, not a curated record